AAAUGACACAGUUAUUGCAACACAACAGGGUGUGUCGUACUAGACCUGCAGUCAUAAAUGUCUUCAUCAACUUCCUGGCUGAAACACUGCACACACUUUCAACCGUACGAUGUCCGCCUCGGAGUGGAAGAAGAGAUGUGAAGAUGAGUGGGGCUUGGCUGGCACAGCUAUGCCCGACAGCCUGGAUUGGAAGUCUGCGUAUGAAGCUAAACCAUUCGGCAGAAAUCUGCUGAAGAAUCCUGCACCUCACGGUUUAAGUAAAGAUACCCCUCCCCCUGAACCUGAGAUUCCUGAUGCUCCUGUGCGUGGUCCACCCCGUUUUCAACCGGAAGGUGACUUCAGUGGCUGGACCACAAACAUAGAAGUCCUCCCCUACGACACCAGUGGUAUCCCAGAAGGGGUUGUGAUCUGUGCCUUGCCUGAGUACAGCUGGUUUUCCCUGGAGCAGACUGUGGACCUGAAGGCAGAGGGGCUUUGGGAAGAGCUGCUGGAUGAUUUCCAACCAGAAAUAGUGAUCCAAGACUGGUAUGAGGAGAGUCAGCUGCACCAGUCCAUCUACCAACUGCAUGUGAAGUUAUUAGGCGCAGAUAAAAGCAGUGUGAUCGCAGAGCACUCCGUCAACCCCACUGAGGACAUCAGCACCUAUUCACACACCUGGAAGGAGGUGUCGCAUGUGUUCUCUGGUUAUGGACCCGGGGUGAGGUACAUCCACUUCUUGCACAGACUGAAGAACCAGUUCCUGAUGGGCUUCUACCCCACAAUGUUCACGGGCAGCUCGGUGAUGGUUAAACCAACCAAAACUAGCUCAAAUUGAAUGCCAAUGCCACCUCUAGUGAAAAGUCUUCAUGCAAAUUAUCAUUAUUAUAUAUAAUUUUUAUAAUAAUGGUUUAAUUUAGUUCAAUUAUGUCUCUAUUUUAGAGGAAAUAUCAAUCAAAAUAUCAAGCACCCCCAAUGAACGGUUUUGUGAAU
Messenger RNA from Doryrhamphus excisus (bluestripe pipefish), 969 nucleotides. It is a transcript of the gene nccrp1, whose product is annotated as P1, F-box associated domain containing. Gene Ontology annotation, biological process: ERAD pathway; glycoprotein catabolic process; SCF-dependent proteasomal ubiquitin-dependent protein catabolic process. The record is from RefSeq and is a predicted model, not a curated record. Gene Ontology annotation, cellular component: cytoplasm; SCF ubiquitin ligase complex. Lineage: Eukaryota; Metazoa; Chordata; Actinopteri; Syngnathiformes; Syngnathidae. Gene Ontology annotation, molecular function: ubiquitin protein ligase activity.